Prunus mume (Japanese apricot) is the source of this 2499-nucleotide messenger RNA. Its product is annotated as cationic amino acid transporter 6, chloroplastic-like. The record is from RefSeq and is a predicted model, not a curated record. Gene Ontology annotation, biological process: amino acid transport; transmembrane transport. Gene Ontology annotation, molecular function: amino acid transmembrane transporter activity. Gene Ontology annotation, cellular component: plasma membrane. Lineage: Eukaryota; Viridiplantae; Streptophyta; Magnoliopsida; Rosales; Rosaceae.
AUGGCCACCUCCACCGCCACCACCACCCAAACUUCUGCACCCAACAGCACCACCACCAUUUGCUUCUCAAAAUAUCUCCAUUCCCUUUCUCAAACACCCCACAGGCUUAGGAAGAGAAUGCUGGCCACAUGGACCCCUGACCAAGAGCUCAACCAAGUGAGGCAAAGGUCUGGGGCAGACAUGAAAAGGAAACUCAAGUGGUAUGAUUUGAUUGCCCUUGGUGUUGGAGGAAUGCUUGGUGUUGGAGUCUUUGUCACAACAGGCCAAGUAGCCUUCCAGACAUCUGGCCCUUCUGUCUUCAUAUCCUACAUCAUUGCAGGAAUAUCAGCCCUUCUUUCUUCCUUGUGUUACACUGAAUUUUCUGUUCAAAUCCCAGUUGCUGGUGGUGCCUUUAGUUAUCUCAGAUUGACCUUUGGUGAGUUUGUGGGCUAUUUUGCUGGGGCUAAUAUACUCAUGGAGUACGUAUUGUCAAACGCUGCAGUCGCAAGAAAUUUUACUGAUUAUAUAUCCUCUGCAUUUGGUGAAAAUGAUCCAAAGACAUGGAGAGUAAAAGUAGAUGGUUUGGUAGAGGGCUAUAAUAUGUUGGACUUCCCAGCUGUUGCUCUUAUUCUUCUUCUCACUCUCUGCCUUUGCCACAGCACAAAGGAAAGCUCCCUGUUGAACCUUGUUAUGACAGUCUUCCAUGUGGUUUUCUUUGGAUUUAUCAUAAUUGUUGGCUUCUGCAAAGGGAGUACCAACAACUUGGUGAAGCCUAAAGGACUUGCUCCUUAUGGUGUUAGAGGUGUUCUUGAUGGGGCAGCUAAAGUUUACUUGAGCUAUAUUGGCUAUGACUCAGUUUCAACCAUGGCAGAAGAGAUCCAAAACCCUUCAAAGAGCUUGCCAAUCGGAAUAGUUGGCUCCGUUGUCAUCACCUCCGUGCUUUACUGCCUUAUGGCCUUGUCCUUGUGUUUGAUGGUUCCUUACAACGAGAUAUCAGAGAAUGUGGCAUUUUCAAUGGCUUUCAGACAGAUUGGUUGGGAAUGGGCAAGUAAUCUGGUUGGGGCAGGUGCAAGCUUGGGGAUUGUGGCUUCACUUUUGGUUGCCAUGUUAGGCCAAGCUAGGUACCUUUGUGUUAUUGGAAGGGCCAGGCUGGUGCCUUCAUGGUUAGCCAAGGUGCAUCCUUCAACAGGCACACCCUUGAAUGCCACCCUCUUCUUGGGACUUUGCACAGCAUCAAUUGCACUCUUCACCGACCUUGAAAUAGUGAUAGACAUGAUCUCCAUCGGCACGCUGUUGGUGUUCUACCUUGUAGCCAAUGCUCUCAUUUACCGGCGAUAUGUGACCAUUAGCAACAACCCCCCAUUUCAAACUCUCUUUUUCCUCUUCCUCCUCUCAUCUAGUGCCAUUGGCUUUUCCAUGUCAUGGAAGUUUAAGCAACAACGCUGGGGGCUACCACUUUUCGGAGUGUCUAUGAUCACCAUCAUUGCCUUCUUCAACUACACAGUUCCUUGCCUUCGCCAUUCCACCGGGUGGUCAAUGCCCUUCAUGCCAUGGCCUGCUGCACUGUCUAUCUUUCUUAAUGUGUUCCUCAUGGCAACACUGAAGCAGUUCUCAUUCGAACGGUUUGCGGUAUGGGCAUGUUUGAUAACAUUGUUCUAUCUGUUCUAUGGUGUUCACUCAACUUAUCAGGCAGAGGAGAUGGGGACUGGUGAGGAUGAAGUGGAUCCAAGCUCAGCUGUGCAACAAAGCAAGCUAGACAACAUUCAAGUGCUUUGACUAAUUAUGUUACUGUCUUUUACUUCUUUUUUCUCUGGUUUUUUUUUUUGUUCUCAUGCAGUUUUUGUGGUACUUAACUUGGGUUCAGGGAAUUCCAAUCAAGCAAAAAGGAAUUCCAAUCAAAUAGAAUGACAAAGUUAACUGUGCAUAGAAAUGCCACAGCAAAAGACCAGUGUUACCUGAAUCGAGAAAUGAUACGGUGCCUGUAAUAUGAUAAACGAAAUGAUAUGUGUAAUGGGAACUGAUAGGGAGUUUGCUAGUUUCUAUGGUACAUGUUCGUCAAAGAUAGGUAUAGUCGGUAUGGUAUUUCGGGUGGCAAUUCAUUCGAGACUUUAAUUCAGGUCCUCUAAUUAGAAUUACUACCAUCAUCAUGAAACUCUUAAUGGGAGUGGACAAGAUGAUUGGGGUCAUUCAGCAAGUAAUGAUGGAGACACUAAAGAACCUCAGGAUCCAAUAUAAAGAAAGAGGGAAAUUCCUCUAGCAAACUCAACUCUUCAGUUUACUAAAAUCUCCUUGUCAAUAAUGAAAACACAACUAAACUGUGCUUUGUUUGUCUUACGUUGAUGGUAGAGCUACUCUUGACAAUCCUCACCACAUAAUAAGAGAGAUCAUGAUUCUCUCAUAUUAAGAAAGAUUAUGUACCUUUCUUGAGAAAGUUCAGGAGUAUUUGUCUGCGUAUCAGUAGUCUCGGGUUCAAAGCCCAACUGCACCUCCUCUACUCCCUUCCAAACUUUGACAGAUAAA